Molecule: messenger RNA, 1274 nt
Organism: Polyodon spathula (Mississippi paddlefish)
Lineage: Eukaryota; Metazoa; Chordata; Actinopteri; Acipenseriformes; Polyodontidae
Product: DNA-directed RNA polymerase II subunit RPB4
Exons: 4
Coding region: 667-981 (104 amino acids)
Biological process (GO): nuclear-transcribed mRNA catabolic process, deadenylation-dependent decay; transcription initiation at RNA polymerase II promoter; mRNA export from nucleus in response to heat stress
Cellular component (GO): RNA polymerase II, core complex; P-body
Molecular function (GO): nucleotide binding; translation initiation factor binding
Source: RefSeq, a predicted model, not a curated record
GCUAGCAAUGCAGCAGUACAUGCGCUUUUAGUGCACUUUUACAUGUCCAGUCAAGCAACGGUUUUUACUUGUGACUUUUCAUGUAAGUGGUUUUCAUCAGCAGCGGUUUUCAGUAAGGCGUUGGUGGUAUAGUGGUGAGCAUAGCUGCCUUCCAAGCAGUUGACCCGGGUUCGAUUCCCGGCCAACGCAAAUGUUUUGUUUAUUAGUUUAUAUUUUUAAUUGUAUAAGUAUUUUUUUCUAGAGCACGAACGAUUAAUAGCAUAACAACAAUCCAUAUGAUACCUGGUUUUGUAAAGGAUAUUGCGAGUGUAAUAUUUAAUUGUGACAUCCACUCGAGUGUGGGUGCUGUAGAUUUUUCCUGCGAUAACUCUGCACGUCUUAUCUUCUUUUCGCUUUCACAUUUGUAUUUACUAGUGUUUCUGGUUCUGGGUAAGCGGCUGUUGGACAUGCACUGUGUAGAAAAGUGAAAUGAAAUAACCCAAUUUGAACAAGUAAGCCUACAUUUUUGUUUUGGGGGUUGAACUUCUCCCUCGAUCGGAGUUCAGGAUGGCGGCUGGAGGAAGCACUAACCCCGGGCAAGUCGGCGAUGUGGAGGAAGAUGCAGCUCAGCUUCUCUUUCCAAAAGAGUUUUAGAACGCAGAGACGUUGCUAAACUCGGAGGUGCACAUGCUGCUGGAGCAUCGCAAGCAGCAGAAUGAGAGCGCAGAGGACGAGCAGGAGCUGUCUGAGGUCUUCAUGAAGACCCUCAACUACACGGCUCGCUUCAGCCGCUUCAAAAACAGGGAGACCAUCGCCAGUGUCCGCAGUCUCCUGCUCCAGAAGAAGCUUCACAAGUUUGAGUUGGCCAGUCUGGCUAAUCUGUGCCCAGAGACAGCUGAGGAGGCCAAGGCUCUCAUUCCCAGUCUGGAGGGCCGCUUUGAAGAUGAGGAGCUCCAGCAGAUCCUGGAUGACAUUCAGACCAAGAGGAGUUUCCAGUAUUAGAGAUACUUGUGUUGAAGAUAGGCAGUAUAAUGCAGUUUUUAAGUUCUGAACGUCAACCAAGCAUCUCGGCUGCUCAGUGGAAACUCGUAACCUGUAGUAGGGCCUGGUCAGUACGAACACUGUUGAGAGAAGCAGUCUAUUUUUAUAUAAAAGUUCAUAAGGAAGGACUGGUCCCGUGAAGAACCUGUGCAGUUUCAGCUGAAACCCCAGUGAGGGGAGGAAACACUAAGAGGAGGCUGUGGACAACAUUCCAUUGACUGGAUUUGCAGGUCAAAGAAAUAAAGUGUUCAGUU